AUGGCGAUCAAGCACAACAACCAGAUUCAGAAGAACCACUUCCGCAAGGAUUGGCAGAAGCGUGUUCGCGUGCACUUCGACCAGCCCGGCCGUUGCUCCCCGCCCGUCGACAAGCUGCGUCCCGUUGUGCGAUGCCCCACCGUCAAGUACAACCGCCGUGUCCGUGCCGGCCGUGGUUUCACCCUGGCUGAGCUGAAGGAGGCUGGCAUUCCCAAGAAGCUCGCCCCCACCGUCGGUAUCUCCGUCGACCACCGCCGCACCAACUACUCUAAGGAGUCCCUGGUCGCCAACGUUGCCCGCCUCAAGGACUACAAGGCCCGCCUGAUCCUCUUCCCCGCAAGAGCGGCCGUCAAGGCUGCCCUUGCCGACGGCAACCGUGAGGGUCUCGCCACCCGCGUCGGUGCCACCUUCCCCAUCACCAACCCCUCCCUCGAGGAGGCCGUCACCGAGGUCAAGCGUGACUCCCUCCCCAAGGGUGAGGAGGCUGCUUACCGCCGUCUCCGUGACUCUCGCGCUGAGGCCCGCCACCGCGGCAAGCGUGAGGCUCGCGCCAAGGCCAAGGCUGAGGAGGAGGCCAACGCCAAGAAAUAA
This is a messenger RNA of Penicillium cosmopolitanum, 591 nucleotides long. RefSeq names its product 60S ribosomal protein eL13. Gene Ontology annotation, biological process: translation. Lineage: Eukaryota; Fungi; Ascomycota; Eurotiomycetes; Eurotiales; Aspergillaceae. Gene Ontology annotation, cellular component: ribosome; cytosolic large ribosomal subunit. Gene Ontology annotation, molecular function: structural constituent of ribosome; RNA binding. The record is from RefSeq and is a predicted model, not a curated record. Bases 1 to 591 code for a protein of 196 amino acids. The transcript is spliced from 7 exons.